AUGAAAAUUGAUUAUCAAGAACUUGCUAUACAAUAUAACCAUUACACACACAAAAGGCCAAAUCCCUGCAAACUUCCUGUUCAUAUCGUCUUCACAAUCCCAGAUUCCAGAUCAACAAGGAUCUCCAAUCGAGCUAUGAAUCUGCAACCAAAGAAAUCAAACUCAAAUGUCGCGUUGACGCCAGAAGAUGAACAGAAAAAGAUCAUUGAGGUCCGUGACACGAUCAAGAAACAGAAAUCACUCGAGAAGAUCAAACAGCAUCGUCAAGAUGAGUUUUCUCAUUUUUGUUCUGAUGAAUCAAUAUCAAGAUAUCUAAGAGCACGAAAUUGGAACGUUAAAAAGGCUGUAAAAAUGCUCGAAAGUUCCUUGAUUUGGCGAAUGAAUUAUAAACCCGAAGAGAUUCGUUGGGAACAUGUUGCUGCCGAGGCUGAAACCGGGAAAAUUUACAGGUCAAGUUUUACGGACAAAAAAGGGAGGGUAGUUCUUGUUAUGAGGCCUAAAUUCCAGAAUUCGAAGUCAACAAAAUCACAAAUAAAGUAUUUGGUGUAUUGCAUGGAGAAUGCGAUACAAAAUUUGCCUUCGGAUCAAGAACAAAUGAUUUGGUUAAUCGAUUUUCAUGGAUUUAAUCUGUCAAACAUAUCAAUAAACUCAACAAAGGAAACCGCAAAUAUCUUACAAAAUCAAUAUCCAGAGAGGCUCGGGUUAGCAAUUCUAUAUAAUCCACCCAAAUUCUUUGAACCCUUUUAUAAGAUGGUAAAACCUUUCCUAGAGCCGAAGACAGCAAACAAAGUGAAAUUCGUUUAUGCAGAUGAUCCAAAUACGAAGGGCAUUAUGGACAAUUUGUUUUGCAUGGAUGAACUUGAGUCUGCAUUUGGUGGAAAAGAUGAAGAAUAUUUUGAUAUUAAGAAAUAUGCGGAGAAGAUGAUAGAAGAUGAUGCAAAGAGGAUUGCCCUUCAUGGUGGAGAAAAAUGCUCCGAUUCGGAUUCCAAUAGCAAGAAAGGAACGUCUUGAAUGGAAUUGGAUUUGGUUUGACUUUCUGACUUGAAUGGAAUUGGAUUUGGUUUGACUUUUUAAUGGGUUAAGUAUUUUUAGAGAUUUUAGUUUUUUAGGUUUUUGACCUUUUCAAGAAAGAAGAAGAAAGUCUUGAAGAAUCAUGUUAAAUCUAUGCAAUGCUUUUUAUAUGUGUUUAGUGCAACUUGUUCUUAUUUACAAACGAUCAACGGAAUUUGAAUUUUAGAAUAAUGAAAAUGAUAAGAAAAUAACG
This is a messenger RNA of Lactuca virosa, 1264 nucleotides long. NCBI's taxonomy places the organism in Eukaryota, Viridiplantae, Streptophyta, Magnoliopsida, Asterales, Asteraceae. The record is from the annotation of a GenBank genome assembly.